Molecule: messenger RNA, 1599 nt
Organism: Aspergillus fumigatus Af293
Lineage: Eukaryota; Fungi; Ascomycota; Eurotiomycetes; Eurotiales; Aspergillaceae
Product: ribosome-binding protein NMD3
Biological process (GO): ribosomal large subunit export from nucleus
Cellular component (GO): cytoplasm; nucleus
Molecular function (GO): ribosomal large subunit binding
Source: RefSeq, a predicted model, not a curated record
AUGUCCAUGGAUCUAGAUGCCCCAGUCCCCUUUGCGGCUCCUCAGGAGGCAGUCUCUGCAACAAUCCUCUGUUGCAACUGUGGAGCUCCUAUCGAUGGAACAACAUCAGCGGGCGCUCUCUGUCAAGAUUGUGUUAGAUUGACAGUCGAUAUCAGCCAGGGUAUUCCUCGCGAAGGUGUCCUUCAUUUCUGCAGAGAUUGUGAGAGAUGGCUUCAGCCGCCAAGUGGUUGGGUCAGCGCUGCACUUGAAUCGAAAGAGCUUUUGGCGCUGUGUCUGCGCAAACUUAGGGGGUUGAACAAGGUCAGAAUCAUUGACGCGAGUUUUAUCUGGACCGAACCCCAUUCGAGACGUAUCAAGGUCAAGAUCACAAUUCAGCAGGAGGCGUUCCAAGGAACUAUUGUCCAGCAAGCUUUUGAAGUUGAAUAUGUUGUUCACACUCAGCAAUGCCCCGACUGCGCGAAGUCAUACACCCACAAUACAUGGCGAGCUUCUGUGCAAGUGCGGCAGAAGGUCCCUCAUAAACGAACAUUCCUCUAUCUGGAACAGCUGAUUCUCAAGCACAACGCUCAUCAAGAUACGGUCAAUAUCAAGGAAGCAAAGGAUGGGUUGGACUUUUUCUUCGCGCAGAGGAACCAUGCCGAAAAGAUGGUUGAUUUUCUGUCAUCGGUCGCGCCAAUUAAAGUCAAGAAGUCUCAGGAGUUAAUUUCUAUGGAUAUCCACACGUCUACCAAGUCAUACAAAUUCACCUUCUCCGUCGAGUUGGUUCCUAUCUGCAAAGACGAUUUGGUGGCUCUUCCCAUCAAAUUGGCCAGGUCCCUCGGCAACAUCUCUCCAUUGGCCCUUUGCCACCGUGUUAGCACCUCAGUCAACCUGAUUGAUCCAAACACACUUCAGACGGCCGAAGUGCCCACUGCAGUUUAUUGGAGAGCACCAUUCAAGAACCUCGCAGAUGUUACCGAGCUCGUGGAAUUCAUCAUCAUGGACAUUGAGCCCGUUGGCCGUUCGAAUGGACGAUUCCAUCUUGCUGAGGCGACGGUUGCACGUGCCUCAGACCUGGGCUCGAACAAUCAGACCUACUUCACUCGGACGCACUUGGGAGGAAUUCUGCAUGUUGGCGACUCUGUACUCGGUUAUCAUCUCACCGGCACAAACUUCAACGAUCCCAACUUUGAAGCCAUCGAAGCCAGCAGUCAAUAUAGCUCUACUAUUCCGGACGUUGUACUGGUCAAGAAGCACUAUGCUCGCAAGAAGAACAAGAAGACUCGCAACUGGCGACUUAAGCGCAUGGCUCGCGAGUAUGAGGAGGAGGCUCUGCAGCAGCAGGGAGCGUCAAUCAGUCGCAAACAAGAGCAGGAGCGUGAACGCAUGGAGGCCGACUUUGAAAUGUUCCUGCGGGAUGUCGAAGAAGACCAAGAAUUGCGUAGUACCCUGCAACUAUACAAGAACAAGAAUGCUCGGCCGAAUAAUCGUAUGCAAGUCGAAGGCGGUGCUGGUGGCAUGGAGAUGGAUGAGGAUGAGAGCGAUGACGAUGCGCCUAAGAUUAGCAUGGAAGAGUUGCUCGACGACUUUGACGAGCUGAACAUGGAUGACGAGGAAUGA